Dermacentor silvarum is the source of this 4587-nucleotide messenger RNA. Its product is annotated as cytochrome P450 3A41. Lineage: Eukaryota; Metazoa; Arthropoda; Arachnida; Ixodida; Ixodidae. The record is from RefSeq and is a predicted model, not a curated record. Bases 637 to 2274 code for a protein of 545 amino acids. Gene Ontology annotation, molecular function: monooxygenase activity; heme binding; oxidoreductase activity, acting on paired donors, with incorporation or reduction of molecular oxygen. The transcript is spliced from 14 exons.
UGUUUGUGUCUGUAUCUCUCUACUACCAAUUUCGAGGACAGCAGCACACCCACUGGCCCGUAGGCAGUACAUCUAUUUAUAAUCACCUCAUUCUGGAAGUGAACAGUGUUCCGUUCAAUACAGACGGGCAGUGAAGCACAAGCAGUGACGGUACGACGUGAUAACGUGUUUUGCAUACGUUAUAUCAGCGGUCGUCUUGCCUGAUCCUACGCGAAAACAAUUGUUCAGACAAAAACAUCAGGAAAAAAACUAGCAAGUGUCACCCACCUAAUGUCCCAGUCUUUGUUCUCUCUGCUUUCUCAAGUGUCUCCCCACACUGGCAUUCAAAGAUUAUCGGGAACUAGUUAAGUAUUGUGCUCUUGUCGAGACCCGAGCGUUCGCAGGUAAGUUAAGCCUCGUGAGAAUGUAUCUCUUCGCGUCCACAAGACGGCGCGUGACAUGUUCGGAGGCAAGGUGUAAACACGGAAAACCCUUCCCGGUCCACGACGUCUCAUCAAAACAGGUUGGCCAACAGCUCGCAGAUGCUGCUCUCGUACGCGAGAAGAUUUGCCGCAUCACGCACCACACGUGUAGCAAGGACGCGCAGGGCUUUGCCUUAUCGCCUUGGCUUGGGUUCCCCGCCGGUUCCUUAUCGCGAUGACCGGCUCGUUUAUCGACGAGAAUGCAAAAGGCGCAAGAACUCGCGCGCGUAAUCUUUUAUUUUGUUUCCCUCGCCAAGGCACUUUCAGGGGACAUCCCCCCUCGUCGACCGCACAGAGGUGUCAAACUCGCCCAGCAGUGAGUGCGGCCACUGGAGCCACCAUGUUGCACGCCAUCUUGCUCGUCCUCCUAAGCAUCGUCUUUCUCAUAGUCGGGAUUUUCGCAAAGACCUUUACAUUUUGGAAAGGGAAGGGCAUCCCAUACUUGUCUUUCUUUGAGUACCUCCGUGUGGUUCGAGACAACUUCACAGGAGAGCUCAAUAAAGUUGCACUGCGAAAUUACAAGCGUCAUGGCCGGAUAUACGGGGCAUACCAGGGACUCGUACCAAGCCUUGUUGUCGCUGACCCAGAUGUGCUGAGAGAAAUUUGUGUCAAGGAUUUCAAGUCGUUCGUCAACAAAUCGGAUGACAAGGUAUCAGGCAAUACUCUUUGGGACCAAAUGGUGUUGCACCAGCAAAAUGAAGAAUGGAAGCAUACACGCAGUUCGCUGUCCCCAAUGUUCACAACAGCCAAAUUAAAAUCGAUGGUACCAAAGAUGACGAAAACUAUGGACAGGUUUACGAAGUUGCUGCUGGCGAAGCUCAAUAAAGGGAAUCCCGCUAAUCUCUGCCAAUUGUUGGAAAAAUCGGCCAUGGACUUGUACACAUCACUUAUCUUUGACCUGGACAUUGACAGUCACGUGGACACUGACCACCCAAUGCUCAAAUGCUACAGCGGCUUCCUCAGUGCCCCAGGCGGCUGGAGACUACUCAUGAUGACCACUCUCCCAAGACUUUUCAAGGUUUUCAGAGUGGAAUUUCCGAACAAAGGUGACUCGCAGUAUGCGCUGGACUUCACAAGACAUUUAAUAGGACAACGGCUACGAGAAAGCGAAAGGCAUGAUGAUGCACUCCAAAUGUACAUGGACACCAAAAUGCAGCAGAAUGGUAAAGGAGGCAUCCAACUUUCAGAAUCUGCAAUCAACGACAUAUCCGCCCAGUGCAUGUGUUUGUUUAUCGCUGGAAGCGACUCAAUAGCUCUGACUGUGACCUGCGCGGCGUACUCACUGGCCCUCCACCCCGAGAUUCAGGAAGCGGUGAUAAAAGAAGUUGAUGCCGCGGGUGAGGCCACGUACGAGUCACUGCGGUCGAUGGUGCUUCUUGAUGCUGUGGUCAGUGAAACGCUGCGGAUGUACUCACCGACGUCGGUUCUCACCAGGAUAUGCUCGCAAAGCACAACAAUCGCCGGCGUCCGCUUUACGCCAGGAAUGCGCGUCGAGAUUCCAGCCCACGCCAUGCACUACGACCCUGAAUUCUUUCCUGAACCAGAAGUCUUCAAGCCAGAGAGGUUCCUGCCGGAGCACAAGGAUUCCAUCAACACUUACACGUAUCUUCCUUUCGGAGUGGGUCCAAGAAGUUGCAUAGGCAUGCGCAUGGGCAUGGUGCAAGUGAAGUACAUUCUCUACCGCCUCCUGCAGAACGUCACCUUCGAGCCUUGCGCAGAAACUCAGGUACCCCUUUCUUUCGCCAAAGGCAAGGUCCUCCUGGAGCCCGACCCGCCCAUUCAGCUGAAAAUUGUUCCUCGAGUGAAGUGCUAGUUCACAGACCCGUCAGAUUCUCCUACAAGGUCAACGCCGCAGUGUAGGAUGCCCCCGUGACAAUCUAAGGACUCCUAGUGUUGCAAAGUGUCGAACCAAGACUAUAGUUUCGUUGCAUUUCAUGUUCGAAUAUUUCCAAGGAGUGAACGCUCGUCAUGUACAUUACUGUAGUGGUGCUUGUGCUUGCCUUUAGAAUGUUUGUCAGUAUUGAUUAAGUAUGUUGGUUUUUCUUCAAAGAAAACUUUGCUAGCAGAUGAUGCUACUACACGUCACCGGCAUCUGAUAUUAGGACCACAUAUAUUUUUACAUUGGUAUCUGCUGUGAAUAAUGCAUUUCAUUAUAUCUUUGUUGUAAAAUUUUCACAAUCAUUCCUUCGUCCUUUAUGUGAUGUACAUAUCAGAGAAGAAGAAUGAAGUUCGUUCAGGAGAGCAACGUGCCAUAUUUAAAAUGGAACAACAACGUUAAAUAUCUCGGUAAAAUGAACGACUUAGAGUAAACUUGUAUUUAGCUUCGAUGAUUGAACAAUAAAAUGCACUAAGAACACAGAAACAAUUUUAACUUCGUGAACAGUAGCGAGUUUAGUGUGGCAUCGGGUAAUCACAAUGAGAGAGAAAGCAAAUGAUAUAUAUAGAACGGUUCUCCAAAAACAAAAAACAGAAGUUUACAGUUUGAGUUGUUGCUGGAAAUAGUUCGAGGGGGAGGGACAGAAGCUCCAAAAUCAAGCGUAGUCAGUUGAGAAAAGACAUGUGAACAUCCAAUGCAUUCAUUGAACUGCAUGUGAAAGUAUACCUAUAAUUACACGAAAAGCUUUCCAACACUACCGAAAGACAGCUCCAUGCAUGCUUUUAUGUUUUGAGUUUGCAUCUGUUCGCAACGCACACGGCUGCAGCACUUUAUUAUGGAUCAUAAGAGGGGAUUUAAGCAAAGUACUAAACACUAAACAAUCGAUUGACCAGGGGGAAUCAGUGCACAAAUAAAUUUCUCAUAUACUGCUCAUGAUGUCCAAUUUCGGGCGCUCUUUAACAUUUUCACAUCACAGUAUGGGUCCGACAAGCAGAUCACUUUCCCAAAAGGACAGGAAGACCUCCAAACUUAUACACCAUGGACUGCAGUAAUAUAAAAAUACACCAAUUUAAACACCCAUAAAGGUAUUUUAGGUGGCAAGCUCAAGGUAAUAAAACCGCUGUUGAACCCAUCAGAACAGGAAGUUAUCGUUUAUUACAACACCAAUCGGAAUAAUUUCUGCACAUGUCGCCAAAAAUUAGGAAAAUUCAAUUCGCAUCUAAAUUUACAAAGGCUGUGCGAAACGCGCUAGUUAAUGUACGCUGGUACAGAUCAGAAGGUAUUGUUUCAUACUUGCCACAAUUGCUUUGAUUUUACCAGUAGCCUACAGUUAACUUCAACAGUAAAAAUUAUCAAGCUAAAUAGUUUUACGGGAAUGUCGCAUUACGGCCUGUGCAACGUGCUUGUACCUGUUUCAAACAUGAUACUUCAUUGCGACUGAUAAAAAUAGGUGACUACAUUAAGUGUUUUGCGUCAGAUAACAAAUUGUGCUGUUUUUGAGUUGUAGCGCUGAAAGCGAAACAUUGUUCCUCAAGCCAUGAAGAUAUAGUGUAUUUAUUGACCAGUCCAGAAUGUUGUGUGUUUUGUGCAACAUUUUUGUUGACAAAUUUCUAUUUUUGUGUAUUUCUUAUGUCGCUUGCGAAGCCAUGUGAUGUUUCUACUGCCCUUGCAUUUUAGUUUUACUCACUGUACUCACUGUUUUGUUAACAGAAAGUUGUCAUUACCAGCCCGCUUUGAAAGUGGUUGUCUGUUAUCAUUAUCGCUGUGUUGUAGUUUGUUUUACGGCCCAGUUUAAAUCGUUUGUUGUUGCCAACUUCAUUCAUCCUACAAAAAAUGGCGCCAGGUCACUGAAAAUUAUGUGCCAUGAUGACUAAUAGCAAGUGGCAACAUUGGUUCAUCUCCAAGAACAUGAACAGUUAUUUUCAAUAAAAUGUUGCAAACUUUUGUAUUCAUCCACUGAACGCUUGCUUAGUGUGGUGGCUUCGUGCAAAUUAUUACUUUUGUUGUUUGUCAUAAUACCUGUAUAUUGCAGGUCACCGCAAAGCACCGCUAGCUAACUGGUAUAGAAUAGUUUAAUUGUCUCUUGAAAGCGCGUGCCUUUAUAUUGUUGGACUCAUAUAGUUUCGUGUAAAACACUGCUCACUGCCUGAAAGUUUAAUACUAACACAACAUAUGAUGUCGCUUGCGAAUAAAUUAUUUUACAGCCGUGGAUAUUUGAUGUAUGUAAGCUAAAGAGAGAGAGCAAGCAAG